AUGGACUUCUCCCACCUCCUUCGGACGGCUCUGCCUCCAUUUGUUGGUAAUGUGAGCGCAGAAGACAACAAUGCCACCCAGAAUAUCGUCGAAACCCUCACGCCACUGCUCGGUUUGCAGUUCAACCCAUUUUUGAAUCUGUUCAUGAUUUUCUACGACUUGGCCGGCGGUCGCCUCGGCACACUGGGUUUAAACCCAGCGUAUAUUCUGACCUCAUUUGGACUGGCUUGGGCUUUCAACAAGACGUGGUUGCAUAUCUACGCAAACGUCAUGUCAAUUCUGGGAAGGUAUUUUACCGCCUCGGUUCAGGUCAACAGCGGGGAUAACAUCUACGACCACCUGAUGAAGUUCCUCGCCAACCGGCAGGACAUGACCGAAUCUCGCUCUCUGACGGCAGAGACGUGGUUCAAGCCAACAUCAGAAGAGGCGGACGAGGCAGACUUGUUCCGGACCAAAAUCUCGCCCGACGGCGAAGGGGUCAACCUCAACUUCUCCAACCAAGAGUCCAAGUGCCCCCCUCGUUUUACGCCCGCAAUCGGACUGCACAACUUUUGGUUCCGGGGCAAGUAUUUCGCGCUGAGCCGGCAGCAGGAGACGCUGCACACAGACAACAGCUGGGGCGGCUCGCAGUACAGGGACAGGGAGUCACUUGUUCUGUCCUGCUACGGCCGUUCGCCUGAGCCUAUCAAGCGCCUUCUCGAGCAUGCGAAGCAAGAGUACUACAGCGAACACAACGCCAGGACCAUUGUCAAACGUCCGGCUUCACAGAGCAUGAGGAGCUAUGGUGGCCGGCACAGCUGGUCCAUGGUGGCAAAUCGGCCGGUUCGCCCCAUGAAGACGGUGGUACUGGAUGAGAAGCAAAAGGUGCAAGUGCUUUACGACAUGAACGAGUACCUCCACCCUUCUACUCCGCGAUGGUAUGCAAAUCGCGGUAUUCCCCUCCGUCGAGGCUAUCUUUUCCACGGCCCGCCAGGGACAGGCAAAACGUCGCUGUCCUUUGCCCUGGCCGGUGUGUUUGGCCUUGACAUUUACGUUAUCUCGCUCCUUGACCCGUCUCUAACCGAAGAAGACCUUUGUGCGCUCUUCAACUCCCUUCCGCGUCGUUGUGUGGUACUGCUCGAGGACAUUGACACAGCUGGACUUGCUCGCCCGGGCGACUCAACUCCUGCUUCUGAAGACGGCGACGACAGUGACGAGAAGUCCAAGGACAAGCCAAAGAAGAAGGACAAGGAUUCCAAAGACAAAAAGUCUUCGGAAUGGAACGUCGCCGACUUGGCCCGGGAGCUCAAGAAGCAGUCAUCGAGUGAAUCUACAGAUAAGAAAGGCAUUUCACUCUCUGGCCUGCUUAAUGCUAUUGAUGGCGUCGCCUCUCACGAGGGCCGGGUUUUGAUCAUGACAACUAACAAACCGGAGACACUCGAUGAGGCUCUCAUUCGCCCCGGGCGGGUCGAUCUUCAAAUCGCCUUUACCAACGCCACCAGGGAACAAACCUGUGAGUUGUUCAAGAGGAUGUACGACGCCGACCGGACCGCCACCACGCCUUUUCAAAAGGAGGACAGACCCCAGUCUACCACCACCACCCGUCUCCGCUCCCGCCUCGCCUUCUUCCGUUCUCCCUCCAACAAAAUUACAAGGACCAUCUCCGCCCCGGUGGUUCGUCAGCUUCCCCUCAAUGACAACUGCGGCGAGAAAGACGGCAACCUAACCGACACAUCGGUCACCACAACAGCAGUCGACCUCGACUCCGACCUCUGCUCCCUCCCCUCCUCUGCCUCCCCAACAAAGAUAUCUUUUGCCCCGGAGGAAGUCAACAAGCUCCUCGCCGAGGAGAUUGACGACCUGAAGCCCAUCACCCCGGAAGAACUCGACAAGAUCGCGCAGGGCUUUGCCUCCAAGAUCCCCGAGGGGCAGUUCUCGCCUGCGGAACUGCAAGGGUUUCUGCUCAAGAGGAAGAGGGAGCCGAGAAGGGCGCUGAGGGAGGUGGGUGUUUGGGUCGAAGGGACGCUGGAGCAGAAGAAGAGCAAGACCAAGGUCGUCAGGGUGCAAUGA
Podospora anserina S mat+ is the source of this 2049-nucleotide messenger RNA. RefSeq lists its product as uncharacterized. Gene Ontology annotation, biological process: protein insertion into mitochondrial inner membrane from matrix; mitochondrial respiratory chain complex III assembly. Gene Ontology annotation, cellular component: mitochondrial inner membrane. NCBI's taxonomy places the organism in Eukaryota, Fungi, Ascomycota, Sordariomycetes, Sordariales, Podosporaceae. The transcript has 2 exons. Bases 1 to 2049 code for a protein of 682 amino acids. The record is from RefSeq and is a predicted model, not a curated record. Gene Ontology annotation, molecular function: ATP binding; ATP hydrolysis activity.